UUUCAACAAACUAGCACACAACUAGCCAGCAGAGGUGCGAGAGAUAUAUAUUGAGAGAGAGGGAGAAGGAGAGAGAGAGAGAGAGAGAAAGGGUGUCUGGAAAGGUCUGAUCUUUCUGUUUUAGGGUUUUCAUUGUCCAUGUGAAAGCUGCUGAGAAAAAAAGGUUAUCUGUACUUGUCUCUGUUCUACCGUUUUCUUGGCCUGCUUCACAGUUAAUUUACGCAAAAAGCAGUGUGGGGAGUGAUUGUUUGUUGGAAGUCUUCAUUCGUAAGCUAUUCUAUUCGAAAGGAUAGUUUCAAGCUGAAGUUCUGAGAAUUGUGAGCUUGCUGGGCUUUGAUCUUGAAAAAUCGAAAGAGAGUAAUGGGUUAUAUGUGUGAAUUUUGCGGGGAGCAGCGAUCUAUUGUAUAUUGUCGGUCUGAUGCAGCUUGCUUGUGCCUGUCCUGUGACCGGAAUGUUCAUUCUGCAAAUGCCCUUUCACGGCGUCACCCCAGGACACUUGUGUGUGAAAGAUGCAAUGCACAGCCCGCUUUUGUGAGAUGCAUUGAGGAAAGGGUAUCUCUUUGCCAGAGUUGUGAUUGGGCGGGGCAUGUUAGUUCUAGCACAGGUUCGACCCACAAGAGGCAAGCAGUUAGUUGUUAUUCGGGCUGUCCUUCAGCUGCAGAACUUUCUAGUAUGUGGUCAUUUCUCUUAGAUUUCCCUUCAGUUGGUGAUUCCACUUGUGAGCAGGGAAUGGGUUCAAUGAGCAUCACCGAGAACUGUCCUAGAGAUAGCCAAGGACCCGAAGGAAAGAAUGUCGCUCAAGAUGUGUCUGCAGUGGAUGAUGCUAGUGCCAUGAAAGCCGAGAAUGAAUCCAACAUUUGGAUGGCACCGUCAGUGCUAACUGUAGACAACAAGCUGCAGAGCGUGGAACUGCCAACUGGAGCUACCAUUCCUACUAACUCUACUUCACCGAAGGUUUGCUAUUCUGGAGCUAAAGGCCCAAGUUUCUAUGAGGAUGAUCCUUUUAAUAUGGAUUUCAAUGUGGAUGAAGUUGAUAUAAGUAUGGAAAAUUACGAAGAACUAUUUGGCAUGUCUCUUAAUGAAGGGAUUGAUGACUUUUUCGGAACAAAGGAGAUGCCUGCUGCUGAUUCCAGUUGUCAGGGCGCAAAUGCCGUUGAGGGGGCCUCGCUCGGACAGGUGAAUGCAAUGCAACCAGCGUGCAGCAACGCUGCAUCUGCGGAUUCCAUGAUGAGCUGCAAAACCGAACCGAACUUCUGUUUCGCUAGACAACAGUCCAGUCUCUCGUUCUCUAAUAUCACUGGAGAGAGUAGUGGUGGAGAUUAUCAGGACUGUGGCGUUUCCUCGAUGCUCCUCAUGGGAGAGCCGCCGUGGGGCCCCUCUGGUCCCGAGAAUUCAUUCCCGUCAUCCAGCAGGAGCGAUGCUGUAUUGCGCUACAAAGAAAAGAAAAAGACACGCACAUUUGAAAAGCACGUGAGGUAUGCUUCACGCAAGGCGAGAGCUGACGUUAGGAGGCGUGUGAAGGGGCGGUUCGUCAAGGCUGGCGAUGCUUAUGAUUACGACCCUCUCAGCCCAACCAGAAGCUACUGAGAGUAAAAAUUUUAUCCAUACACAUAAGGAAAGAAAUGAUCCAAGAAAAUUUGGAAGAAUUUAUCUACAUUUUCUUGCAAAUGGCUGUUGCAAUGACAGAUUUUGUGAUUCUAACACAGGGAAUCUCGGUUCCUCGAAGUGAGAAAACAUUGGGCAUGCAAAGAACGAUGCUUUCCUCGCACAACAUCAAUCAGAUUCAAUAUAUCACGCAAGAUGGAUCUCCUCAGAUUCGAUGACACAACUAGACAAAAACUCUUCCCUGGGCUUAUCCCGCAUGGAUUCAAAUCACAACUUUGGCCUCCUCUUUUCACACAAACGAACGAUGAUCAAGUUUAUACCGAGAAUUCAGUUCAAGAUCCCAUGUUUUAUUUGCCUUGAUCAUCUAACAGAUGGAUUCGGUUUCUGGUUCAGCCUCAGAGGAUUGAAAAAACCGCCUGUAAUAUUUUUUUCGUUCCUCUGUCGGUCUGUGUAUAUAUUCUGACCAGCAUGCAGUAUUUAGGAGUUGAGUGACGACGAUAUCGAUUGGUUCCCACUUCCCAGGAUAUAUGACACCAAAAGAAAGCAAAGAAACUUAGUAUUGUAAUUUUUUCAUUUGUUUUGUGGGAGACAUGCAUUUACAUGUUGUAGCUAGGUUGUCUGCUAUGCCAUUCAACACAGAUUAUACAAUAAUGUUCUCAAAUAUAUGUAUAUAUUGUAAGUUGCUUGAGUAUGAUCAUGAUUUUUUUUUUUAA
Messenger RNA from Ipomoea triloba (trilobed morning glory), 2318 nucleotides. RefSeq names its product zinc finger protein CONSTANS-LIKE 9. The transcript is spliced from 5 exons. The record is from RefSeq and is a predicted model, not a curated record. Gene Ontology annotation, molecular function: zinc ion binding; protein binding. NCBI's taxonomy places the organism in Eukaryota, Viridiplantae, Streptophyta, Magnoliopsida, Solanales, Convolvulaceae. Bases 361 to 1587 code for a protein of 408 amino acids.